Molecule: messenger RNA, 384 nt
Organism: Symbiodinium necroappetens
Lineage: Eukaryota; Dinophyceae; Suessiales; Symbiodiniaceae
Source: the annotation of a GenBank genome assembly
AUGGAUGUCACAAACUGGCACGGUCUGUGUUUGUUGGAGGACAUUCUCAGCAAAGGCUUGCAACCGAGCGUUGUCACUUUCGCCAACGUAGCAGGAGCUCACCGACAGGCUCUGCCGGAUGAGCUUGAAGGCAUCCUGUCCAGUAUGGCAGACAAGGGCGUCAUUCCCAACAAGGUGUUCAUAGAAACAUUCCUGGGUGCUUUGUUUCCGGCUCGUCUCACGGCAGCCUGGACGGUGGAUGAUGUCCGUAUUCGGCGUAAGGGGACGAGCAGGGACAGGCUGAGGGUGGUAAAGUCAGUUCUGAAAGAUGCAGAGUCUCGAGGUGUCCGGCUGACACAGCUCAGCUCCUUGACUGAGCAGUACCUACAGCAGCUGAACAUCUGA